AUGCAAUAUAAAGUUAUUAUCGACUAUGGCUCUAUUGUGAGACCAGCAGUGCCGGGUUUAAUGGGUGUAAGUACGGAAUUUGUUCAAUUACAUCCACAUAAUCCACUUUAUCGUUACGUAGCAAAUGAUCCAUAUUUUCAUCGUUCUAGUUCAUUAUUUCGUUCAUCAGUUUGUUGCCAGAAGCAUUAUCAUAUUUAUAAAUAUUUUAAACGUAACAGUUCAACAAACAGUAAUACCAAUUCAUCAUCAUCAACGCCAAUAUGUUUUCGUGAUUUAAUUGUACGGUUUUUACGUACAAAUUUACCACGUACAGCUGUCAAUAAUCCAAAUCAAUCACAUUGGAUAUGCUCAGAUUGUUCCCGUACACUAUUAGAUAUAGAACAUUGUACAAGAUAUAUACGUCAACAAAUAAAUGAAUUAAAAACAAAAUUAAAAAAAUCAAAUCGCUUAUUAACAUCUUCCAUAUCGGUUACAUUUCAACAAAAACUACAGCGCACAAAGAUUAAAAGUGUUGGACAACAGCAAUCACAAAUAAAUAGCAGUACUAAACCGAAAACUACAGCCGAUUAUAACAAAAAAAUUGAAAAUAAUCAUUCAAACAGAAAUCAUUGUAAUGAAACUGAAGACGAGAUCGAGGACGAAGAAGAUGACGAGGAUAUCGAAGAUGAGAUCGAUGAAGACGAAUUAGAAGAUGAAGAAGAAAGUAACGGAUAUGUUGAACGACCGAGACCGUUGUUAUUUAAUAAUCAUGUUGAUGAAAGACUUAUUAGUUCAUUACAUUUGUCACUCACAUCAUCAUUAUCAACAACAGCAACUUCUUCGUCUCCGUCACAUUGUAAAACAAAUUGCAAUUGUAAAGAAGAACCGAUAAUUUUGCAUGAAGAACAACAAAGCAAUAUUCUUCGAAUAGAAACUCCACCCCCAACUGCAGGUGGACUUGUCAAUAACAAUGCAUCAGCAUCCUCUUCAUCUACCGGGCCGGCACGUCUUUUAACCAUUGCAUCAGCACAAUCUAAUAGUAAAACAGAUGAAAUUGCUAGUUGUACAAUGAAUUUAUUGGAUGAAACAGCAAAUAACAGUAAUGACGACGCAAUUAAUAACACUAUUACCAAUAACAAUCAAUUAUCAUCGAUACAUUUGGCACAGAUGAUGCAUGAUACCGGAUCUCAAUUAACUGAUACAACCCCAACAGUCGAAUCAAUAUUAACGAAUUUGCCAGAUGCUUUUGUGGCUAAUAUACAAAGAAAUAUAUUAUUUAAAAUUCUUACCGAUCCAUUUGCCGCCACAUUUGCUGCACAAUAUUAUCAACAACAACAGCGAAUGUCAGUUUUAUCACCUAAAACUAGUACUACAAGUGUACCGAUAUCACCAAUCGUUACACAUAAUAUUGAUCUUGGUAAUGCUCCACUGCCGUCUACAUCUGCAAUAACAACUACGAAUACAGCCAACAAUUUGAAUUCUGUUCAACAAGUUAUUGAACAACGUCAAGGACGAAAACGAAAAUCACGUCCAAUUAAAAAUCAGAAAUUUUUUGACCUGAUGGAUAAUAACACUAAAAAUCUCAAUAGCAAUAGUCUUCAACAACAUCGCAAUAGCACUGGCAAUAUAUCACCUAUCGAUGAUGUACAUAAUCAUCAAAAUCAAAUUGAUUUAUUUUUGGGAGAGCAUUCAACUGAAACAAUCACAAGUGUCACACCAAUAACACUUGACGUAUCAGCUACUGUAGCCGAUAAUAAUGGUGAAAUCGAAAAUAAGUCGCAUAAAAAUGAUACACCACCACAACGAACAGCUAUCAUAUCAGCGACUGAACGAUCCCAGUUGCUGCAACAUCAGACAAUUUCAUUAAAUUCGAUGAUGAACAUGACGAAUAAUAAACAUGAUAAACCAAUUGAAUUAACAGUGAAAAAUAAUAAUCAUUCAAGUAUUCAACAAGUGGCAUUAUCGCCGUCAAAAUGUAUCACGACAACUGAUGUGCAUAAUUUAGUUAUGAAAUCGUCAUCUGAAAAUAAUGUUAAUAAAUUUCUUGGUUUUAUGAUUCCAAAUAAUGAAAAAGAGCAUAACGAUGAUCUUAGUGAUAAAGCAACGAAUGAUUCUUCAGGAAAAUUUCCCUCUACUACUUCUUCACCAUCAUUAUCUCAACGUCCAUCUAAGCGAGCUCGACCAUCAAUAUCUGGUCAAAGUACUGGCGUUUCAAAUAAAAGCAAUCGAUUGGAUUAUACGAAUAACAGUGAUUCUGGAGCAGCAUUUGUCGAACCUUUAAUAUCAACAGCACAAAUUAAAACCGAAAAACACCGACAUUCGUUAACAAAUGAAAGUUUGUCUCCAAAUAGCAAUGAUAACAAUAGUGCAGCAAAUCGUCAACAACGUAAACUCGAUCCGCGCCCUUGCGCUGAAUGUGGAAAAGUAUUGUUCAAUGAUAAACAACAUCUUUUACAUUGUCAGAGUCAUGCAAAAAAUGAUAAACAAUGUUGGAUUUGCGGUUCAUUAGAUAUUGAUAUGAAAAAACAUAUUGCUACCAUACAUGGAAAUCAAAAAUUUACAAAUACCGGUUUUCAAUGUCAACAUUGUGACAAAGUAUUUCCUAUAUUUGCUGAUCUCGAUUUACAUUUGCGAGAACAUAGCAAGAAAAAGCCGUUUGAAUGCCCCAUCUGUUCGAAACGAUUUGGACAACAAGGAAAUUUAAGUUGUCAUUUACGAAUUCAUACUGGUGUCAAACCAUUCAAUUGUAAUAAUUGUGGAAAAGCGUUUCGUCAUUCGAAUAGCCUUCGACGCCAUUCUCGCACUGUUCAUUCGGCAACACGUGGUUUAACAGGUAAUCCAUCACCGCUGCUUAUAUCAUCUUCGUCUGCUGAUCCAACAACAUCGCAAAACCAUACAAUUUCAGCACUUAAUAGACGUCGCAGUAGUAGUAGUAGUAAAAAUACAAAUAUCCUUGAAUUAUCACAUCAGCGUUUAUCAACAGGUAUCAAUGCUAGCUUAUCGCCUCCGUUACCAGCCGAUCCUAUGUCCGAUGUGGAAACAACAUCAUCUUCAACUGGAAUACCCUCACCUGGCGUACUUGAUUCAUCAUCAUCAUCGGUACUAAAUACGAAUGAAAAAAGUGAUGUUGUAGGAUACACGGACUAA
Didymodactylos carnosus is the source of this 3126-nucleotide messenger RNA. The record is from the annotation of a GenBank genome assembly. Lineage: Eukaryota; Metazoa; Rotifera; Eurotatoria; Philodinida; Philodinidae.